Cottoperca gobio is the source of this 1827-nucleotide messenger RNA. It is a transcript of the gene mmp19, whose product is annotated as matrix metallopeptidase 19. The record is from RefSeq and is a predicted model, not a curated record. Gene Ontology annotation, molecular function: metalloendopeptidase activity; zinc ion binding. Gene Ontology annotation, cellular component: extracellular matrix. NCBI's taxonomy places the organism in Eukaryota, Metazoa, Chordata, Actinopteri, Perciformes, Bovichtidae. Gene Ontology annotation, biological process: collagen catabolic process; proteolysis; extracellular matrix organization.
GACUCUGCUGAGCGCCUCUCAGGAUCCGAGCAUCAGCCCUGGAUUAUUUGGGACAGAAACUGUUGAAUAUGGACUACACAUGGCUGCUGCUGCUGCUGCUCAACCUCAGUGGAGCUAUGUGUGCAGUGGUGCAAUGGACAGAAUUAGAUGAAGCUAAGGCCUAUUUGAAGCAGUAUGGUUACCUGAAUGACCCCGCUGAUCCACAGGACCCCUAUUACCUGGAGGAGGUCAUUGAAGGUCUCAGGGUUUUCCAGAGGGUGAAUGAUCUGCCACCUACUGGAGAAUUAGAUGAAGCUACUCUGGUUGUGAUGAGGCAGCCUCGCUGUGGCAUGGAGGACCCGUUUAACAAGAAGCAUCACAAAUACAGAGUGAUGGGUCGUUGGAGAAAGAAGAGUCUGACCUACCGGAUCUACAACUACACACCUGACAUGAAGAAGGCAGACGUCAAGAUGGCCGUCCGCUCUGCCUUCAGGUACUGGAGUGAUGUGGCUGCUUUGACCUUCAGAGAGGUCGACUAUGGCCGAGCAGACAUAAAGAUCUCCUUCCAUAAGAACGAUGGAUUCUGCUCCGUCCCAUUUGAUGGCCGUGGUCGUGUACUCGCCCAUGCUGAGUCACCAGAAUCUGGUAUUGUCCAUUUUGAUGAGGAUGAGUUCUGGACCGAGAGAUCAUAUUAUGGUACUAAUCUGCGUAUUGUGGCUGCCCAUGAAAUCGGCCACGCUCUCGGCCUGGGCCACUCUCAGUUCAGAAGCGCUCUGAUGGCUCCAGUCUACUCUGGUUACCGUGCCAACUUCAGGCUGCAUACAGAUGAUGUCAGAGGCAUCCAGCUGUUAUACGGCAAACGCGUCAGCAGCACUUUAGCCAGUCAAACAAUCCCAGACGGCCUGCUUCCCACAGAGAGCAGCCAUGGCACUGAGAACAUCCCUGACCCCUGCACUGCCACGCUGGAUGCCAUCAUGUUAGGUCCAUGGAGGAAAACCUUUGCUUUCAGUGGUGAUUACGUCUGGACGAUCUCUGAUCUGGGACACAACACACCAAUACAGAUCAACAUGCUGUGGAAGGUCCUGCCAGGAAACCUGAAUGCUGCUGUGCACUCGCCAAGAACCAACAAGACGUACUUUUUUAAAGGCAACAAAGUGUGGAGGUAUACCAUGUUCAUGCUGGACUACGGCUACCCCAAACAGAUUAAACGGAUCCCUCCUAACAUCGAUGCAGCCAUGUACCUGGAGAAGAACAAGAAGCUGGUCUUCAUCAAGGGUUCAGAGCACUGGCAGUGGGAUGAGCUGAAGUACACCGACUUAAGUCUCUACCCCAAGCCGCUCUCUAUGCUCUUCACCGGAGUGCCGUCCAGUCCGGAUGCAGCCUUCACCUGGACCAACGGAAAGGUCUUCUUCUUUAAGGGAGAUGAGUACUGGCGUGUGAAUGAGCUGCUAGGGGUCGACAGAGGAUACCCGCUGAGCAAGAAGGAGCGCUGGAUGCGAUGCUAGGGGUCGACCAUCAGGGGGCAGCAUGUGUCAAGAGGUCUACAGCAGGGGGGGCUGGUUCCACUCCAGACAACCUGGCAACCUCAACAGCAGUGUUUGAUUGUGAAAUGUCUUCUACCACGUUAAAGGAAUACUUCACCCUUUAAAUGAUCAUCUGUAUAUCAAUUAAACUUUCUUCUUCUCGCAUUAUUCUGCGGUGAAAGAAGAAUCAAAAAGCGGAGGAAAUUCUUGAUGAAUUGAAGUAAAUGGGGGGCCGCGUUUAACAAACAGAAAGACUAUAUCACAACAUCCAUUUGCAAACUCACACACAUGUCAUGUAGUAUAAUCAAAGUAAUGAUAACAAUAA